AUGUCAAACAAUACCAAAAAGGGUCAUGUUUCGAUGCUACCAUUCCUCGAAGGGAUGACGCCGCGGUACCAUGCCUGGACAGGGUGUGCGAUACAACACAAUAUUUUAGGCAUUCCGUGGCAUCGUUGCGGUGUCGGGUGUUGGACAAUAGUAGUCGCAGCGUGGACCAUUGUAGCCGCGGCUUAUUCUGACUCAGCUGAGGCAGAUUAUUGUUCUGCAGCAUCAUUGCAUCGGCUCGAAAAGCCUGUUCACGUGACGGCUGACGGCGAGACAGUCGUGGAGCAGCUAGUACAGGACUUGGAAAGCCAGAUGUAUGGGGAAAUGAAAAGUGCGCAGACAAGCGAGCGGUGCUCCAAGAAAGAAAGAUUAAGACCCGGGAAUGGAGGCAAGUUCAGAGCCUUACUGGUGUUGGAAGCAACGGGGAAUGGGGGAGUGAAUGAUUUUAAGGCACUGUUAGGAAUUUCUCGCCCAGCUCAUGGCACUGAAUUGGCGAAUUCUUUCGGGCCAUAUACGAUCGUACUUGAAUGCAAGCUUGACGAGCAUGGUUUGCAACUCCAUAUGAGCUUUGAUCCCAACGAAAUCAGCCAGGAAGAAGCCCACAGUGUGGCUAUCCGCAUGGAAAACGUCCUGAGGCAGUUGACUGACGGAGGCGUCGAAAAGGAGAAGCUGAAGGAUAUUGAAUUAACGAGUGAACAAGACCUGCGUGACAUUUGGAACUGGAAUGCUACUGUACCGCCGGCGGUGGAGAGGUGCGUACAUGACCUGAUCAUGGAACGGACCCGCCAGCAGCCAGACGCACCGGCCGUCUGCGCGUGGGACGGAGAGUUGACCUACAAGGAGCUGGACGAGCUCUCAACGCGGCUGGCCCACCACCUGGUCGGGCUGGGAGUCGGCCCGGAGACAAUCGUACCGCUGUGCUUUGAGAAAUCAAUGUGGAUGCCGGUGGCGAUGCUAGGAGUGAUGAAGGCAGGCGGAGCGUCGGUCGCGAUAGACGCAAGCCAGCCAGAAGACCGCCUGCGAUCAAUUAUUAGGCAGGUACAACCUACCGUCAUCCUUUCAUCGGCCACAAACCAAGACUUGGCGGGCCGGCUCAAUAUCACAACCGUGGUCACCGUUGAAGCAUCCAAUCUCGCACAGCUGCACUGGCCGCCUAACAGUUACCUCCCAGCGGUCGAGCCAUCCAGCAAACUGUAUGUGGUAUUCACGUCCGGCAGCACGGGAGCCCCAAAGGGAGCCAUUGUCACUCAUUCAAACUUCAGUAGUGCUAUCAAAUACCAGCAAGAUGCACUGGGCUUCAGUCCAAAUGCGCGGGUGUUUGAUUUCGCUUCGUACUCCUUUGAUGCUGCGUGGUCUAACUUUUUACACUCGGUAUCGUCUGGCGCAUGCUUAUGCAUUCCGUCAGAGUCAGCGAGGAAAGACGAUAUAGCUGCUUCCAUGGAGAGAAUGCAGGUUAACUACGCUGAUCUGACACCAUCCAUUGCUCGGCUUAUCGACCCUGCAACAACACCUAGCCUGCGAACACUCAUUCUGGCGGGGAGCAAAUUACACAGAAUGAUAUUGCCACUUGGACAUCGAAGACCCUGGGACAUUGGGAAUAUCGGGCGCGGUAUAGGGUUAACCACUUGGGUCCUUGGGUUGUCUAAUGGCGGUCGCAUCGCACCAGUUGGGGCAGUGGGUGAACUUUGGCUCGAAGGACCACUAGUGGGACAAGGAUAUCUGGGAGACCUGGAAAAGACAGCCACGAGCUUUGUGGAGGACCCCCGUGGAGACUUGGUGCGAUACGAUCCAGACGGUACGCUAGUCUUCGUCGGGCGCAAGGACGCGCAGGUCAAGAUCCGUGGCCAGCGGGUGGAACUUGGUGAGGUAGAGCACUACGUGCGGCAGAACCUAGCAGAAGGCGCCAACCCGCCAGUGGUGGCCGAGACGAUUACUCCGCGAGACAGCAACACUCCAAUGCUGGUGGUGUAUCUAGCCAUCGGGAAGGAGGCAAGCGGAAGCGGCAACAGUGUUAGGGCGGCCGUCCAGAAAGCCACACAAGGGCUCGAGGAACGAUUGGCCGAGCAGCUGCCGGUCUACAUGGUACCCACCGCGUACAUCCCCGUGGAGCAGAUCCCGAUGACGACGACGGGCAAGACGGACCGCCGGCGACUUCGUGAGAUAGGUGCGGCACUGACGCUGGAGCAGCUGGCGGAGCUGCAGCCUUCGCGGGGGCGAGCGGCGGGCGCCGGCGACCGAAAUGGAGCGACAACUGCAGGGGCUGUGGUCGUCAGAGCGGACGACAGCUUUCUACGGAUCGGCGGCGACUCGAUCGGGGCGAUGCGGCUGGUCGGGGCGGCGCGCGAGCAGGGGCUAUCGUUCACGGUGGCGGACGUGUUUGGCACGCCGCGGCUGUGUGAGCUAGCACAGAGGGUAAAGAUAGGAAACGGCAAAGAGGAGACUAUUGCCCCAUUUUCACUCCUCAAGCCCGGUAUUAGUGCAAGAGAUCUCCGUGCACAGGCGGCCAUGCAGUGCGAGGUUAGCACAGAUCAGAUUAAGGAUGCGUACCCGUGCACGCCGCUGCAGGAAGGGCUACUCGCUAUGACAGCCAAGCAGCCGGGAGACUACGUUAGCCGAAGCGUGCUAGAGCUCCGGGACGAGAUUGAUAUUAGCCGGUUUCGGAGAGCAUGGGAGGAGGUAAUCCAGAUGACGCCUAUCCUGCGGACGCGGAUCAUCGAUCUCCCGGGGCAGGGGCUAAUGCAAGUAAUACUAGCAGAGGAAUCGAAGUGGACAGUUAGCGGGGACCUCCAGACCUACAUAGGUGAGGAUAAGCAGAGGCCUCUAGGCCUAGGGACGCCUCUUGUUCGGCACGCACUAGUGGAGGACAGUUGGGGCAAAUGGUUCUUUGUGUGGACACAACACCAUGCUAUUUACGACGGGUGGUUAUUGUCGUUGGUACUAGAGCAGGUUGAGAGAUUAUACUGGGAAGACAACACAGACACCCUGACUCCCUUCCAGGGGCUUAUCAAAUAUGUACUAGGGCGCAGCGAGGACACGGAUCAGUAUUGGCAGGAGCAGCUAGAAGGCUCAGAGGCAGUGCCAUUUCCCAGUCUCCCAUCGCCAGGAUACGAGCCACGCGUCGACGAUAUGCUGCAAUACCAGAUUUCCGGGCUACAAUGGCCGCAGAACGACAUUACGGCCUCAACAGCGGUACGGACAUCCUGGGCUAUUCUAGCCGCGCGCUACACGCAGUCACCCGAUGUGAUCUUCGGAGCCACAGUGACGGGACGGCAGGCGCCAGUCCCCGGGGUUGAGCGGAUGGCUGGGCCGACGAUCGCUACCGUGCCAGUGCGAGUGGGUAUUGACUGGGAGUCGGACAUGGAUAUUCUUCUACAGCAGGUACAGACACAGGCAAUCCAGAUGACCCCGUACGAACAGACGGGAUUGCAGCGGAUCCGGCAGAUCAGUGUGGAGACAGAGCAGGCAGUUCGGUUCCAGACGCUACUUAUUAUCCAGCCCGCAGCCCGGGACAAUCCGUCAGAGGGAGGGGUUGAAUUAUUCAAGACAACUUCAGAUGGAGCUAACAAUAAUAUAAGUAAACUAAAUGCUUUUAGCACAUAUGCCUUCUCUCUGGAUUGCCAGCUCGAGGAACACGGAGUGCAGCUGCGGGUGAGCUUUGAUACACAGGUGAUUAAAAAGGAACAAGUGCAGCGGAUAUUACAGCAGCUGGAGCACGUACUACGGCAGGUGUGCGCGGACCGUGAAGUCCCGUUGCAAAUCAAGGACGUUGAGACAACCAGUGAGCAGGACCGCCGCGACAUCUGGACGUGGAAUGCCACCGUACCGCCGGCGGUGGAGAGGUGCGUACAUGACCUGAUCAUGGAACGGACCCGCCAGCAGCCAGACGCACCGGCCGUCUGCGCGUGGGACGGAGAGUUGACCUACAAGGAGCUGGACGAACUCUCAACACGGCUGGCUCACCACCUGGUCCGGCUGAGAGUCGGCCCGGAGACAAUCGUACCGCUGUGCUUUGAGAAAUCAAUGUGGACGCCGGUGGCGAUGCUAGGAGUGAUGAAGGCGGGCGCAGCGUCGGUCGCGAUAGACGCAAGCCAGCCAGAAGAGCGCCUGCAAUUAAUUAUCAGGCAGGUACAACCUACCGUCAUCCUUUCAUCGGCCACAAACCAAGACUUGGCGGGCCGGCUUAAUAUCAGAACCGUGGUCACCGUUGAAGCAUCCAAUCUCGCACAGCUGCACUGGCCGCCUAACAGUUACCUCCCAGCGGUCGAGCCAUCCAGCAAACUGUAUGUGGUAUUCACGUCCGGCAGCACGGGAGCCCCAAAGGGAGCCAUUGUCACUCAUUCAAACUUUAGUAGUGCUAUCAAAUACCAGCAAGAUGCGACGGGCUUCAGUGCAAAUGCGCGGGUGUUUGAUUUCGCUUCGUACUCCUUUGAUGCUGCGUGGUCUAACUUUUUACACUCGGCAUCGUCUGGCGCAUGCUUAUGCAUUCCGUCAGAGUCAGCGAGGAAAGACGAUAUAGCUGCUUCCAUGGAGAGAAUGCAGCCUGCGAACACUCAUUCUGGUGGGGAGCAAAUUACACAGAAUGAUAUUGCCACUUGGACAUCGAAGGUGAAUCUAAAAAAUAUUUAUGGCCCGGCUGAAUGUACUCCUGCGGCCACUGCUAUAUGUGUCUGUGAAAGACCCUGGGACAUUGGGAAUAUCGGGCGCGGUAUAGGGUUAACCACUUGGGUCCUUGGGUUGUCUAAUGGCGGUCGCAUCGCACCAGUUGGGGCAGUGGGUGAACUUUGGCUCGAAGGACCACUAGUGGGACAAGGAUAUCUGGGAGACCUGGAAAAGACAGCCACGAGCUUUGUGGAGGACCCCCGUGGAGACUUGGUGCGAUACGAUCCAGACGGUACGCUAGUCUUCGUCGGGCGCAAGGACGCGCAGGUCAAGAUCCGUGGCCAGCGGGUGGAACUUGGUGAGGUAGAGCACUACGUGCGGCAGAACCUAGCAGAAGGCGCCAACCCGCCAGUGGUGGCCGAGACGAUUACUCCGCGAGACAGCAACACUCCAAUGCUGGUGGUGUAUCUAGCCAUCGGGAAGGAGGCAAGCGGAAGCGGCAACAGUGUUAGGGCGGCCGUCCAGAAAGCCACACAAGGGCUCGAGGAACGAUUGGCCGAGCAGCUGCCGGUCUAUAUGGUACCCACCGCGUACAUCCCCGUGGAGCAGAUCCCGAUGACGACGACGGGCAAGACGGACCGCCGGCGACUUCGUGAGAUAGCUGGCAGAGCUGCAGCCUUCGCGGGCGAGCGGCGGGCGCCGGCGACCGAAAUGGAGCGACAACUGCAGGGGCUGUGGUCGUCAGUCCUCGGGGUAGACACCGGCAGCAUAGGAGCGGACGACAGCUUUCUACGGAUCGGCGGCGACUCGAUCGGGGCGAUGCGGCUGGUCGGGGCGGCGCGCGAGCAGGGGCUAUCAUUCACGGUGGCGGACGUGUUUGGCACGCCGCGGUUGAGCGAGCUGGCACACAUCGUUACUGAAACGAGUGCCUUUUAUCAGGACCCUCCAGUGUUUUCGCUUAUUGAUACUCGGAAUUCCUUGCUUUCAUGCCUUGAUACUCCGAAUUUCGACGUUGUUGAUGUGUACCCUGUUACUGGCUUUCAGAGUCGCUGCGUCACCGCCGCGUUGACAAGGCCCCUAGGGAGAUGCUAUCACUUUUACAUAGACCUCCCCUCUGGCGUCAGCUUUCCUCGCCUCGUUGACAGUUGCGAAAAGCUGUGGGAGCAUCUCGAUAUUCUUCGUACUGUAUUCGUUGAUUUCGAGGACCACCGAAUGCAAAUUGUCAUGAAGAAUAUUAAGCCUAUUAUCGAUAUCUACGAAGCUGAAAGGGACCUUGCCGAAUCUUCUCAAGAUAUCUACCGCUCUGACUUGCAAAGUCCUCUCGAACUGGGACGGACAUUCACCCGCUUCCUCCUCACACUUACUCGAGACGGGCGAGCACGGUUGACGAUAAGGCUUUCUCACGCUCAGUAUGACGGCUUCAGCUUACCAACCAUUUUCUCCUGUUUCGCAGCAUUCUAUGAUGCACGGGAGCCACCUGUUGUCCCCAAAUUUGCUGGUUACAUCAGACACGCCUUGCAAAAUAGGGAAGCUGGGUCGCACUACUGGCGUUCCCUUUUGCAGGGUUCUCAGAUCACCAAAAUAAGGUCUUGUGCGGAAAAGAACGGAACUUACCUCUCAAAUGAUCUGUCAGGCCAAACAAUUCGUUUUAAGAAAAUCGUCCCCGCGCCAAAGACUUCCAAUGAUUUCACCCCAGCCACAAUCUUCAUUGCCCUAUGCGCAUGUACACUUGCGAAAAUGACAGAGUCAUCAGACGUGGUAUUUGGAUUGGUUGUGUCAGGACGGUCAUCACUUCCUCCUGGACUGCACGGCGUCAUCGGACCUUGCUUGAAUGUUGUACCCAUCAGAGUCCAUGUACCAGCUACCGAAAGUUUCGCAUGUGCAAUUUCUUGUGUCCAUGAGCAACGUGUUCAGGGACUAGCGUUUGAAACUAGCCAGUUCAGCGACAUUGCAGCGAACUCCACAGAUUGGCCCAAGGGUAUCAAAGACUUUGGCCUAGUUGCUCAGUUUCAGGACAUUGAUGAAAAUCCGGCAACAGAAAUCUCGGGCAUGAGCACUAAACUAUAUGCUCAUCAGGGGCAGGAGGAUUUAGUUGACACAGACUCCGUUGGCAUCUUGGCAAAGCCAGUGGGAGACUCUUGGGAGGUGGAGAUAGCAGCGAGUCGGAAAUCCUAUGCACCGCUCGCAGUUGAAAGUGUGCUAGUGGAGCUUUCGGCUCUUCUGACGAGCAUCAGGUAA
Messenger RNA from Aspergillus tanneri, 6834 nucleotides. Its product is annotated as Nonribosomal peptide synthetases (NRPS). Bases 1 to 6834 code for a protein of 2277 amino acids. Gene Ontology annotation, molecular function: phosphopantetheine binding; catalytic activity. Gene Ontology annotation, cellular component: cytoplasm. The record is from RefSeq and is a predicted model, not a curated record. Gene Ontology annotation, biological process: secondary metabolite biosynthetic process; amino acid activation for nonribosomal peptide biosynthetic process. Lineage: Eukaryota; Fungi; Ascomycota; Eurotiomycetes; Eurotiales; Aspergillaceae. The transcript is spliced from 7 exons.